This is a messenger RNA of Pipistrellus nathusii (Nathusius's pipistrelle), 345 nucleotides long. The record is from the annotation of a GenBank genome assembly. NCBI's taxonomy places the organism in Eukaryota, Metazoa, Chordata, Mammalia, Chiroptera, Vespertilionidae.
AUGGAAGCCGGACAGAGCAGGCCUGGGACAUUUCUAGCAGAGGCCAUUGAUUCUUCUGCUAUUCAUGCUGAUAAGAUUCAAUGGAAGUCUGAUGACCCAGUAUGGGUAGACCAAUGGCCUCUGACUCAGGAGAAACUACAGGCAGCACAGCAACUGGUGCAGGAGCAGUUACAAUCUGGGCAUAUUGAGCCCUCCAAUUCUCCCUGGAACACACCUAUAUUUGUCAUUAAGAAGAAGUCAGGGAAAUGGAGACUAUUACAGGACCUAAGAAAAGUUAAUGAAACCAUGUUUAUGAUGGGGGCGCUACAGCCCGGAUUGCCAUCACCUAUGGCCAUACCAGCUUAA